AUGGAUUCACAAGAAGAGGUUGAAUGGUGUGACAAAGAGAAGACCAAUGGAAAUGAUGUGCGAUUUUCUUUGGUGGAUUUUGUGAAGGAGGGUCAACAUUUUAUUUCGAAAACGCUUUUGAAGGCAGCAUUCGAAAUAUGUGCAAUGAAACAUAAUUUCGACUAUAAGCUUGUCAAGUCGGAUAAAAAAAUGUGGUACAUUCGUUGCGCAGAUGAUGAUUGCAGCUGGCGUGUUCGUGCAGAGGGGUUACCUGGUUCAUCUUAUUUUAUCAUCAAAAAGUAUGUACCUCAUCAUUCAUGUGCUGCAUCCAAAAGGAAGGGUUCUGUUCGGACAGCUUCAGCAAAAACAAUUGGUACUCUGGUUAUGCAUAUGUAUGAAACUGCUAAAGAAGGGCCGAGAUCUAAUGAUAUAGUCCAGUAUAUGCGUUCAGAACAUGGACUUGAGAUAUCCUAUUCUUUGGCAUGGGAUGCACGUGAGUAUGCAAUCAACAAAGUGAAAGGCCUUCCAGAGGAAGGCUAUGAAAAAAUUCCCAAAUACUUGCACAUGAUGAGGGAAGCUAAUCCAGGGUCACACACGUCUUAUGAAAGGGAUUCUGAAGGGCGAUUCAGAUUCCUCUUCAUCUCCUUUGGUCAGAGUCUUCGCGGUUUCUAUGUUGCAAUUCGGAAAGUUAUUGUUGUGGAUGGGACGUUCUUGAAGAGCAAAUACAAAGGGGUAUUACUGGUUGCUACUGCAUUAGAUGGAAACUCUAAUUUAUAUCCUAUUGCAUUUGAAGUUGUCGACUCAGAGAAUGACCUUGCGUGGAACUGGAAUUCCUCGAUUGCUAAAGCUAUUGCUAACGUGUACCCGCAAGCUCAUCACGGAAUUUGCAUUCACCACUUGCUGAAUAAUGUCGUAACAUAUUUUAGUGGGAAAGGUGUGACUGGUUUGGUUGCAAAGGCUUCUAAAGCUUAUCGAGCUGCUGAUUUUUGUAAGCUGUUCACUGCUAUUUACUCUAUUAGUCCUGAAAUUGGAAAUUAUCUAAUAGAAGCCGAUGUGAGGAAGUGGGCUCGUUGUCAAUUCCCGGGUUACAGGUAUGAUAUCAACACUACUAACCCUGCGGAGUCGAUAAAUUCUGCUUUGCGUACGCCUAGAGAGUUUCCAGUAAUACCUCUAAUGGACAGCAUUAGGGAAAUGAUGACUCGAUGGUUUUUCCAACGUAGAACUUUAAGUUCUAAGCACUCGAAGCCACUGACCAUUGCUGUGGAGAAGAAGAUAGACAGAAGGAUUGAGAAGGGUAAAAAGUUUAAGGUCUUCCCGAUUAGCGAUGACAGGUUUUUGGUUCAAGGUGACACUUUUGACUGCAUGGUUGACUUGGUCAGACGCACGUGUUCUUGUGGGAAGUUUGAUCUGAUGAAAAUCCCAUGCAGGCACGCCAUAAAAGCAGGCUUCAGUGUUGGAAUACAAGCACACACACUCACAGACGACAUAUACACUACUGCGUCAUGGCGCACGGCUUAUGAAGAAAGCAUAAAUCCUAUUGGUGUCCCUGAAGAUGCUUGGACUGUUCCAUCUCAUGUGGAGCAGACGAAAGUCCUUCCUCCAGAGUCUAGACGAGCUGCAGGUAGAAGAAAGAAACGCAGAUACGAGACAGCCGAAGAUAAGAUCCGUUCGUCACAAGGAAAUCAAGGCUCUAAAGGUCGCAAAUGUAGCCGAUGUGGGAUUCGAGGGCACGAUAGGAGAACAUGUGAUCGAGCAAUAUAG
Molecule: messenger RNA, 1740 nt
Organism: Brassica napus (rape)
Lineage: Eukaryota; Viridiplantae; Streptophyta; Magnoliopsida; Brassicales; Brassicaceae
Exons: 2
Coding region: 1-1740 (579 amino acids)
Molecular function (GO): zinc ion binding
Source: RefSeq, a predicted model, not a curated record